AGACUCUCCCAGCGAACACUGAACACGACAGGCACUAUGACUUUGAAAUGAAUCCCGCUUGGCGAGACAAAGAGGUUUUUUUGCCAUAGUCACACGACAAGAGCAACCUCCGCGCUCCAUUCAGUUUAAUACGCGAGGACUGAGAGUUCGCUUUGCUUCCUGCCCUGCAUUGCGAAGCCGGUCGAGCCAUAUGGAAAUCAGAAAGCCUUUUACUUUGCCAAUGGAAUUGGAGUAAACUUCUUAAAAUUACACUAGGUACUGGAUAGACGUAAUGGAACAAGAUUAUAUUUAUUAUUUAUUUUAAUAGUUUUUACAAAUAAAAGAAACCCCCGCAUUGUUUUCCCCCUUUUCGCAAAUGUUGGUGGACUCGGCGAGGCUCAAGUAAUGGAAAUUAAUUGGGAUCUCGGCCCCGAAGAAGUUGGUAACAAUGCCGAUCCCAGCCAAGAAACGAAAAACCUUUUGGGGGGUUUCAAAGUGUACAAGAGGAGGUGGUUCAUUCUGUCAGUAGUCUGCAUGCUGAAUUGUUCAAACGCAGUGAUAUGGCUGAGUUUUGCUCCAGUGGCAAAUCUGACAGCCAGGUAUCUAGGGGCCUCCCUGGACCAGGUCAACUGGCUGUCCCUGGUCUACAUGGUGGUGGCUGUUCCCUUUUGUUUUGUCACCACGUGGAUGUUGGACACCCUGGGACUCCGGAUCUCACUCAUCCUGGGGUCCUGGCUGAACAUGGUGGGGAGUGGCCUGCGUUUCCUCAGCAUCUUGAACAGCCUGCCGCAGUCUGUGCGCUACUUCCCCCUGCUGAUGGGAGGCCAGACGUUGUGCGCCCUGGCGCAGACCCUCAUCAUCUUCUCCCCCACCAAGCUGGCUGCGCUCUGGUUCCCUCAGCAUCAGAGGGCCACCGCCAACAUGAUUGCCUCUAUGUGUAAGUCAGGGAUCUGUUGGUGGGGGUCACAGAAUCAGAGGGGGUGUUGGUUAGGGCUGGGUGGGCGUCCUCCAUCUCCUCCCUCUGCCAGCGCGGAGAGCUCAAACUCAGAGCCGUUUCUGCAGGGUAUUAAGCUGCUGUUGAUGAACAGGGCAUAUAUGAUUCUCCUGCUGUGCAUGGGAUCUGGAAUAGCUGUGUUCACUUGCUUCUCAACCGUGCUGGACCAGAUCCUUUGUGUUAAAGGAUACAGUGAUGAGUUUGCGGGGAUUUGUGGAGCGCUCUUCAUCCUGUUUGGGGUGGUUGGCGCCGCCUUCCUGGGGUUCUAUGUCGACCGCAGCAAGAAGUUCAUUGAGGCCACCAAGCUAGGCAUGUCCCUCUGUGCGCUAGCCUGCAUCGGCUUUGCAGUGGUGUCCCAGCUGCGUGACCAGAAAGCCGCCGUGGCUGUCUUGUGCUCGCUCUUCGGAUUUUUCGGGUUUUCAUUAUACCCUGUUGCCAUGGAACUGUCAGUGGAGAGUUCUUAUCCUGUGGGAGAGGCGUCUUCCUCCGGCCUCCUCUUCAUCUCAGGGCAGAUCCAAUCCAUCAUCUACAUGGUGAUUCUCCAGGCGCUGACCAAGCCAAUAGCAGACUCCCCUUUCUCCACAUGUGGAACUGGAGGAAGCCAGGGCUUGAGUUGGAGAGUGCCUGUGCUGGUGAUGGCUGGUUUGUGGAGUGUGGGAACCUGCUGUUUCGUCCUCUUCUUCCACACUGAAUACCGAAGGCUUCGGGCCGAGGCAGAUGCCAUCAUCACCACAGAAACGGAGCCGGGGAGAUCGCAAAGCACCAGAGAGACGUAGUAGAAUGUACAGGGGGAAACUUUACCUCAUUGGACACGUGUCUCUCUACUGACCUCAGGAAAGUGAACGUAUCUUCUAAGAACUGCUGUGCUGCUCAUUGUUAUUUGACUGCACCAGGUCACUGAUUCAUUUUACACCAGUUCAGGGUCCCAGGUUCUUGGUGCCCUGUUGGUGUGAUGGUAGGUAGGCAGUGAAUUCCAAACGACAAAAUUUUUAAGGAAGAGUCAUCGACGAACAUGUCGCUGUCAGCAUUCUCAAUAUAAACUCCAUGUUCUUCGUUUUAUGUCACUUGAAGCCUUUGGGGGCUGCACAAACUUGGCGUGAAGAUUUUUCCAAGUUGGUUUGCACAACACAGGAUCAUUAACUUGGUCUUUUUGAGUAUACUGGCUUCUUAACAGUCACGUGUAAUAGCACCUCGACCAUUCUGUGGCCUGGAUUAGUGUACUCCCCUGCUAAUCCAAAACCCUUUGGAAUCUGCAGCAUUAUUUCCAAGCAUGGGUGUGUUCAUCUACCUCUUAAACAAGCCCACUGCAUGUGCACUGUAACUUUUUUAAAUAUGGUACUUCAUGAGCUACUAGUUGUGUUUUUAUUGGACUAAAACACUGAUUUUUCACUGAUUUUUAUUACAUUUAUAUUUGUUCGAUUACUUUUACAGGUAUCUCAGUGCUUGAAAUGAAAACUAUUUUAAAAUUUGUUUAAUGUAAAUAAAUGCAUGUAUUUUUAAUGCUGUGUUUUCUAAAAAAUAAAUGGCAAAUCAUUUAAAUAUAAACAAUUAGCAGUUUUAUACUUGUAAUUUUAUCAAAUUUGAUUAAUUGUGUACCAGUUUUUAAUCUUCUGAGUGAACCAUUAACUUGCUACUCAAAAUAUGAUCCAUACUUUUCUUAAUUGCAUGUGAAACACUUGGUGUGAAUUCCCAGCCUUUUUCCUUUGCCAUUUUACAUUCUGAGCUAUUGAGAUGUAAAGCCUAAACAUCUGUUCCAAAAUUGUUCAUUUGGAAAAUGGAUUGGAAAUUUGCACAUUUUUGUUGCACAAAACCAAAAAUGUAAAAGUAUAAACUCAAUUAAUUGCAUACAGUUGUAGUUGUUUCCCCCAUAUUGUCAUCACUUGCUUGCAUAUGAAAGUGUUUUAUUGUGUUCUUAAGCUUGUUUUGUUUUAUAAUUUUCAUGACAUGGAUGUAUGUAUCUCUGGCCGGUUCCAAGCUCUUUAAUAAAAGUGUUUUUUCAA
This is a messenger RNA of Anguilla rostrata (American eel), 2973 nucleotides long. Its product is annotated as solute carrier family 49 member A3-like. The transcript is spliced from 9 exons. Bases 385 to 1749 code for a protein of 454 amino acids. Gene Ontology annotation, biological process: transmembrane transport. Gene Ontology annotation, cellular component: membrane. NCBI's taxonomy places the organism in Eukaryota, Metazoa, Chordata, Actinopteri, Anguilliformes, Anguillidae. The record is from RefSeq and is a predicted model, not a curated record. Gene Ontology annotation, molecular function: transmembrane transporter activity.